CCCCACUGAGAUCCUCUGCCGAUUUGGGUGGAUAUAGUUGGUCGAGACGUCGCGAGUCUAACCUACUGUACAAGUUUGUUACAGGACUCUUGGGAAAACUCACUAUUGUGUUACAUCCACGCAAAUUCUUUCCUUCAUAAUAGCAUCGCAUCGCUGUGGCCAUUCUACGAAUACAGGCCGCUGUAACGCUCAGAUUUGCUAUUUUCACUUUUGCUUGACCCCAUUCCUCUCUGUGGCUUCCCCAAUUCACCACCUCUACAAUUUUAAUCGAGAUGGAUGACCAAUUCAAUGGCCGAACGGAUGAUGAUCUGUUUGCCGAUGACUUCGAGCCCGUGAGCGAGUCGAUUCCAGCGCCUAUCCCAGAGCCGCAACCAAAAGCUCCUGUCGACUCAUCUCAAGAUCCAGCAACUGAAGCCCAGCCUGCAACUGCCCCUAAAUUGAUUCAGCCCUCACAGCCGAGUCCGGCCACCAACGCCCCAAGGACAUUAGCACACUCGCGACACGCGAAACCUGCACAUCAGCAGCGACCGCGAAAACACUCUCCCAAGAAAGCCGCCCCGUCGACGACAAAUACUGCACCAUCCGAUACAGGUGAUGCACCAAACUCGAGCGAGACUCCUGUCACCUCUAGCCCCGCUCUAGCGGCUACCACUGUACGCCCCGGCUCAAAUACGGCUCUCGCUGACCGCCUAGCUUCCGGCGCGAACCCCCGUACGAAGCUCUCCGAGUCUGAGCUUGCCGAGAAAAUGGAACGUAUGCGUAUCUUGUCUGCGGAAAAGGCGCGCAAAUUUGAACAGGCAGAACAGGAUAGUCGCUCGCACGCUCUCGCCUAUGAGAAGGGUAUGGAGGAGGCACGGCGGCGUCGUGCUGAGGAAGCUGAGCGCCGACGGCGGGGCGAGGAAGAGAGACGGCAGAUGGAUCAGGAGCGUGCCGCAAACCGCGAGCGCAAGUUGAAAGCCAUGGGGGCACGAGAGGGCGGCUGGGAUGAAGGCAAGUCGGCGGAGGACGAGAAAGAUCGACGGGGCUUCAGAGGUGCGAAUGGUGGGAUUCGCGGAGCCCGGAACAUAAGGGGCGCCGAGGCCGAAGAGCCCAUCAGGGAGUUCGCUCCGGAUGAGUUCCGUGGUCGUGGACGCGGUAGGGGUCGUGGUGGCGUGAGGGGUGGAAGAGGAGGCAGAGGUGGUUUUGCUGAUAGACAGGCUGCGGAUGCUACUUCGCAUCAUCAACCACAAAAGAAGCAGCCCGAGCAGACUCCUCCAACCGCAGACGACUUCCCGGCUCUCCCUCCAGCUGCGAAGGUGGACACGACUGUAGAGGCCGCCAAGCCUAUAUCUUUAUCACCUGGGCUGAACUCCCCGCCCAUAGGCAAAUGGGACGACGAGAUGGCUGCACUUGACGCGACGAGUUAAAACCUCUGGAUAACGGAAAUGUCUUACUGGAUAUGAAGGUUUUGGGGAAUAAUAGAGCCCUCGUGGAUCUUCGUCUCCAUAUCUUUGGCGGCGUAUCUAGAAAAGACGUGACAUAAUAUAGCUGCUCACUGCAUGACUGAUUGGGUAAUCAAGGGAGACAAGAUCAUUAGCGUGUCCUGAUAUAAUAGUAAUAG
Molecule: messenger RNA, 1600 nt
Organism: Xylaria bambusicola
Lineage: Eukaryota; Fungi; Ascomycota; Sordariomycetes; Xylariales; Xylariaceae
Exons: 1
Coding region: 273-1406 (377 amino acids)
Source: RefSeq, a predicted model, not a curated record